AUUUUUAUUUACAAUAAAAUAGUCAGAGCAGUAUCUAUCAUCAAGUUGUUCAUUCAUUUUGUUUUGAUAUUUGCGUAGAACCCUUGGCGAUAAUAUGUUGGCGCCGGUAUUUAUUAUUGUAAAUAUUCUUGCUGUCCUUGUAGCUUCAGAGCAGUAUGAAGGUGAUACUUGUGAAGUAGAUUAUCGAACAAAUGGUGUUUGUAAAUUUAUAACUGAGUGUCAAGUUAUUUAUCAACAAUUAUUGGCUGGAAAAACACUGGACAAGAAGAGUCUAUGUGGUUAUGAUAGAUUUCAACCGGUUGUUUGUUGUCCAGAGAGUUCUAGUAUUUAUGGAACUCGUCCGACAACCACAAGAAGGCCAAUAAUUUCGACAACUAGAUAUACAACUGUAAGAAUGUAUCCAACAACUACAACAACUGCUAAAACAUUUUCAACUUAUCCAAAUCAACUCACACCAGGAACGAUUGCAAAAAAAAUGUGUGCUGUUUAUGCCAAAUCUGUUUACGCUUUGAUUCAUCAACCUAUUCUACAAGUUAAUCCGAGGCCAAUUAACACAUCUCUUUGCGCAAUAAAAUCAAAAAAACUUAUUGUCGGUGGAACAAAAGCUGAUCCAAAAGAAUUUCCUCAUAUGGCUGCUAUUGGUUUUAAUUCAAAACAAACUCGAGAAAUUUUUUGGCUUUGUGGUGGUACAUUGGUCUCUGAAAUAUUUGUAUUAACUGCAGCUCAUUGUACCUCUUCUUCAGAAUUUGGUGUGGCUAGCUGGGUAAGAGUUGGUGAUUUAAAUUUAGUGAGAAAUGAUGAUGAUGCUUUAGUUCAAGAAAAACGAGUCGUUGAAAGAAUUCGUCAUUCUGGUCAUAAAAAACCAUCACAAUAUCAUGACAUUGCUUUGUUGAGAUUGGAAAGUCCAGUGAGAUUUAAUGCCUGGGUUAGACCAGCUUGUUUGCCAACUUCACCAGCUAUUUUAAAGCCGAAAAGAGCUAUUGCAAGUGGAUGGGGUCGUGAAGAUUGGACUGAUAAAAAAGGUACAGAUGAUCUUUUAAAAGUUGUGCUUGAUCUUGUACCCCAUGCACGUUGCAAAGAAAUUUUUGGUUCUGAUAAAGACACACUUAAACGAGGAAUAAUUGAUGAAUGGCAAAUUUGUGCAGGAGAAGAAGGCAAAGAUACGUGUCAGGGAGACAGUGGAGGACCUCUUGUUGUAUAUGAUCCUGAUUUCGACUGCAUGUAUGAUGUUAUUGGGCUAACUAGUUUUGGACUUGUGUGUGGAUUAACACCUGGUAUCUAUACAAGAGUCAACAAUUAUAUUUCAUGGCUGGAAGAUAAAAUUUGGCCCAAUUUUUAAAUAACUCAAAUAACAAUAAAUUAAAUAACCCAAAUUAAAAUUUACAUAUAUUUUAAAUUUAAAAAAAAAAAAAUCAAUUUUUAAAUAACUCAAAUAACUUGAUAAAUUAAAUAAAUUAAAUUAAAAUUCACAUAAAUUUUAAAUUUAUAAAAAAAAAAAAUCAUAGUUUUAAAUAUUUAUUGAUGUAAAUUGUUUUAUUUUUAAAUUAUUAAACUUUUUAAGUUAAAAAAUUAAAUA
Molecule: messenger RNA, 1576 nt
Organism: Aphidius gifuensis
Lineage: Eukaryota; Metazoa; Arthropoda; Insecta; Hymenoptera; Braconidae
Product: serine protease snake-like
Exons: 6
Coding region: 95-1339 (414 amino acids)
Biological process (GO): proteolysis
Molecular function (GO): serine-type endopeptidase activity
Source: RefSeq, a predicted model, not a curated record